Messenger RNA from Mytilus californianus (California mussel), 738 nucleotides. RefSeq lists its product as uncharacterized. The record is from RefSeq and is a predicted model, not a curated record. NCBI's taxonomy places the organism in Eukaryota, Metazoa, Mollusca, Bivalvia, Mytilida, Mytilidae.
AUGACGACAGAUCUGUCAACACGGCCCCCUUUAGAACAACACCAACAUUUACUUGUGGCUUUCAACUAUUUAAGUACAUUAAUUAACGAGGGCAAAUUUGAUAUUUUUCAGUGUUAUUGCAAUGGGUUAAAGCAUAAAUAUACCGACGACUAUGAUCUUAACUGUUUGAUCAUGUAUUUACAAGCUAGUAGAGAGCUUUUUAGAACAGAUUCUGAUAAGGCAAAGAAACUGAUAACUAACGCACUCGAAAUCGUUCCAAGGACUUCUAAUCCUCAGUACUUUACAACAGAAUUAUAAUCUGCCAAAUCUAGAAUGUUUUUAAGUAGGAGACAGUUUGAAAAAUUCCAAACAACAAUUGAUGAUGCUAAAAUUAUUGUAAAAUCAGAUCCUUUAAGCUGCACUGGUCAUGCAGCUGGCUGGUUGUAUCUAAAUGAUGCUAGAUAUUCUGCAAUUCAAAUUGGAUGCAUCAAUUUUCAACAGAGAAAUUCAGCAAGGGCAUGUAAACUGUUACACAGCAAAGCCAAAAACAGUUUUAAGAAAUCCAUAUGUCAUUUCCAGAGAGAUGUUGGAAAAGACGGUCCUUUUGGCUUCGGAUAUGCAUUAUGUCGUUUGAUCAUUUUGCUUCUUCGAUGUGGUGAUAACGGACGAAUGAUGGAUAUACUACACCCUUCAAGUGGUGGUAUCAAAACAGCAGCAAAGUAUCUGAAACAACAAGACAGAAAUUGGUGUGGUUCAUAA